UACAUCAGUGGCUGAAGGGAGCUCCACUCAGGUCUUUCCCAUUUCUUCCUCCUCUUCCCCUUAUUUCUUCUUCCAGUGAAGCUCGAAAGACAGAAACAUCACUCAGAUCUUGCUAGAGUGUUGGAAAUACCGUGCCUUUGUUUUGGAUGAUUUGUACUGAUGUGCCACUUCAAUGGGAUGUACAAAGUGUGACUUGGGUGAUGACCAUUUAGCCAGGACUGAGCUGGUUAACAAAGUUUGCAGGCUGAGCACAAAGACUGGGUGGAAUGGAAGCAGCCGGCCAUGCACUUAUAGGACUCUAGUUUUAAACAAGAGAUCUUUAUGAAGGAGCUUGAAAACCAGACCUAUUGUUCAUCUGAAAAUUAAUUCCUGCCGAUUAACCAUUGGCUUUUAUUUUUUUCCCACCUGAUGCAAUGCAGUGCCUCUCUGUUGGUUUUGUAUAUGUGAUUUGCUAUGCAAUUCAAAUACUAAAUAAGAAGGAGAGACAAACUUUCAUCCCAGGACAAACAGAGAAUCAAAGGUGGAAGGACUGUGAGACCUAAACAAUGUGGAACAAAAUGAGGAGUUGCUCCCUGAAGCUUCCCAUAAACAGAGAACUAAUGUAUUUUGUAGCUGGAAUGCACUGAGGGUGAAAAGGGGAGAAAAAAAGUCUCAUCAGUUAGAGCUACUUGCCACACAGCUUUUGAUGCCUCUUAAUGUGAUUCCUAAGGAGCAUGGGGUCCACCCAAGGGUGAAGAGACUAUACCACAAACCUUCGGUCUACCUGGCAAUGAGUAAUUAAUGGACGCCUGAUGUAUCUGUAGUCUCUGCAAGCAAAGGAGUUGGUGUCAUCAUGAUUUUCAUGAUAUGAUUUUCCCUCAGGAGAAGCUAUGACUUGGAACGACACCACAAUGGACGGGGAAGGGUUGCUCGCGGAAAGGGACUCCUCCUUUCGGAUCCUUACAGGCUGCUUCCUUUCUUUGCUGAUACUUUCCACGCUUCUGGGGAACACAUUGGUGUGUGCUGCUGUCAUUAGAUUUCGCCAUCUGAGGUCAAAGGUGACCAACUUCUUUGUAAUCUCCUUAGCAGUGUCAGAUCUUUUAGUGGCAGUCUUGGUCAUGCCUUGGAAAGCUGUUGCUGAGAUAGCUGGUUUCUGGCCUUUUGGUUCAUUCUGUAACAUCUGGGUGGCAUUUGAUAUUAUGUGCUCCACGGCCUCAAUCUUAAACCUUUGUGUCAUUAGUGUGGACAGAUACUGGGCCAUCUCUAGUCCAUUCAGGUAUGAGAGGAAAAUGACCCCCAAGGCAGCUUUCAUCAUGAUCAGUGUGGCAUGGACCUUGUCUGUAUUGAUUUCCUUCAUUCCUGUGCAGCUGAACUGGCACAAAGCUACAACCACAAGCUUUUUAGAGCUAAAUGCCAGUUUCCAAGGCAUAACCAUGGACAACUGUGAUUCCAGUCUAAACAGGAUGUAUGCCAUCUCCUCUUCUCUAAUUAGCUUUUACAUCCCAGUGGCCAUCAUGAUCGUCACCUAUACAAGGAUAUACAGGAUUGCUCAAAAACAAAUAAGACGCAUCUCAGCUUUGGAAAGAGCAGCAGUGCAUGCUAAGAACUGUCAAAACACCACAGGGAAUGGAAACAGUAUGGAUUGCCAACAACCAGAAAGCUCCUUCAAAAUGUCCUUCAAGAGGGAAACGAAAGUCUUAAAGACUUUGUCAGUGAUCAUGGGGGUGUUUGUAUGCUGCUGGUUACCCUUUUUCAUAUUGAACUGCAUGGUGCCCUUUUGUGAGCCCAGCCCACCAUCCAAGGGAGCAGAACCCUUUUGCAUUAGUUCCACGACCUUUGAUGUUUUUGUUUGGUUUGGAUGGGCUAAUUCCUCACUGAACCCCAUCAUUUAUGCCUUCAAUGCUGAUUUCCGCAAGGCAUUUUCAACUCUGCUAGGAUGCUACAGACUCUGCCCUACUUCCAACAACGCUAUAGAGACCGUUAGUAUCAACAACAAUGGGGCAGUCGUUUUUUCAAGCCAUCAUGAGCCUAGAGGGUCUAGCCCAAAAGAGUGUAACCUGGUGUAUCUGAUCCCACAUGCUAUUAUCUGCCCAGAAGAAGAACUUCUGAAAAAGGAAGAAGAGGGUGAACUAUCUAAGACCUUGGAGAAAAUGUCUCCAGCACUGUCCGGUAUCUUGGAUUAUGAAGCUGACGUGUCUUUGGAAAAGAUCAACCCCAUCACUCAGAAUGGGCAACAUAAAACAUGAACACUGAGGUUAGC
Mauremys reevesii (Reeves's turtle) is the source of this 2239-nucleotide messenger RNA. It is a transcript of the gene DRD1, whose product is annotated as dopamine receptor D1. NCBI's taxonomy places the organism in Eukaryota, Metazoa, Chordata, Testudines, Geoemydidae. Bases 870 to 2225 code for a protein of 451 amino acids. The record is from RefSeq and is a predicted model, not a curated record. Gene Ontology annotation, cellular component: plasma membrane. Gene Ontology annotation, biological process: vasodilation; G protein-coupled dopamine receptor signaling pathway; adenylate cyclase-activating adrenergic receptor signaling pathway. Gene Ontology annotation, molecular function: G protein-coupled receptor activity; dopamine neurotransmitter receptor activity, coupled via Gs. The transcript has 3 exons.